UCAUCCACUGAGUCUUCAUCAACCUUUAAAAAAUAUGAGAUAAAGGACGAGCUAGAACAGAUACUUGCUGAGCCUGCAAGUGACCAUGUGAAAGCAAUCGCGAGGACAUUCAUGCUAGAAUUAGACUUUGCGAUGCGAUACAUCAAGCACAUGAACAGGGUUCAUAAGGGCAUUACUGUGGGCGACGUGGUUAAUGACUUGCUAUACAAAUGGCCUCCAACCGAGCCUCAACCGGAAUGAAACGUUUAUUAGGGUACAAUUUGGUUAUAAAUCGCAAAUUCAGUUUUAUGUACCCAGUACCCCGUAAUCUAAAGGAUGUUGCCAAGGUGCCAUUACUAUUACAAUGCGACGCUGGCAAGAUAUGUGAUUUAUGGCGCAAGCAAUUUAAACAUCGGAAUGAUGUAGUUACUAACGUCAUAUCCGGGUCUAUAUAUCGCCAAUUGCGCCAUAACAUUAAUCGCAGUAAAAUGUUUAUAUUUCCUAUAUCAGUCGGUGCCGGGAGCUACAACAUGUUUUUACAGUUCAGUGAUGGUAAGAGUGGCUUGUUCACAUCUGUUGAUGCGUACAAGAAGCUUGGCAUUCAUAGGUCACCGCCUUACUUCAUCCUCACUCUAUUCGACGAGUUAUUGGAACAGAAGGACAUUGUCUUGGUACGGGGCGAUAUAGUUAACCCUAAGGACGUCUCCAAGCAGAAUGCGGAACGCCUAAUGAAUCUGACUAUACAAUUUUACACUGAUAUAAAUCUUUACCGAUGGGUCGAUACCUUCAAUAAUAGGCCUCGUGACUUCCAGUACGACGAGUUCGUAAGAUCCUGCGGCUAUCUCUUGAGUGGCAAUGAUCUUUCCCUGAAUCCAAUAGAACCAAGAGCUGAUAUUUGACACCACUACAGGUUAAUUAUUCAUGAUAGUAGUCGCUGUACAUUGUAUGUCUA
Babesia bovis T2Bo is the source of this 931-nucleotide messenger RNA. Its product is annotated as ATP11 (ATP synthase) family protein. Lineage: Eukaryota; Apicomplexa; Aconoidasida; Piroplasmida; Babesiidae. The record is from RefSeq and is a predicted model, not a curated record. The coding region runs from base 210 to 878 and encodes 222 amino acids. Gene Ontology annotation, biological process: mitochondrial proton-transporting ATP synthase complex assembly. Gene Ontology annotation, cellular component: mitochondrion. The transcript has 2 exons.